Pseudoliparis swirei is the source of this 2330-nucleotide messenger RNA. RefSeq names its product signal transducing adaptor molecule (SH3 domain and ITAM motif) 2 (gene stam2). The transcript is spliced from 14 exons. Gene Ontology annotation, cellular component: endocytic vesicle. The coding region runs from base 128 to 1582 and encodes 484 amino acids. Gene Ontology annotation, molecular function: phosphatidylinositol binding; ubiquitin binding. Lineage: Eukaryota; Metazoa; Chordata; Actinopteri; Perciformes; Liparidae. Gene Ontology annotation, biological process: signal transduction. The record is from RefSeq and is a predicted model, not a curated record.
ACCGGAAGAGCAACUGGUGCUUGUUGUAGGCUAAUGGACGAGGAAGCGACAUUUGUUCAGGUUUCGUCUCUCACUCGCAGACGCCGCGUCUCUGUUCCGUCGCGUGACUUCUCGCCGAACCCUCGCGAUGCCUCUGUUCGCCCAGAACCCGUUCGACCAGGAUGUCGAGAAGUCGACCAAUGAAACCAACACCGCCGACGACUGGAGCCUCAUCAUGGAGGUCUGUGACAAGAUCGGGACCACGGCCAACGGGUCUAAGGACAGUCUGAGGAGCAUCAUGAAGCGAGUGAACCAUAGAGUCCCCCACGUGGCCAUGCAGGCCCUGAACCUGCUGGGUGCUUGUGUGUCCAACUGUGGUAAAGCGUUCCACCUGGAGAUCUGCUCCCGGGAGUUCAUCGGGGAGGUGCGCAGCGUUGUGAGCAGAGCCCACCCCAAGGUGAGUGAGAAGCUGAAGGCCCUGAUGGUGCAGUGGGCAGAGAGCUUCCAGAAGGACCCCCAGCUGAGCCUCGUCGGGGCCACCAUCAAGUCUCUGAGGGAGGAGGGCGUCGGCUUCCCCCCCGCCGCCACCCAGGGCUCCAGCCUGAAGGCGGUCAGCUCAGCAGCUGUUGGUAAAGAAGCUGAUGAAGACGACCUGGCCAAAGCCAUCGAGCUGUCCUUGCAGGAGCAGAAGCAGCAGGUGGAGACCCGCCCCCUGACCUCUGACCCCCCGCUCCAGACCAAUGGCAGCGGGGGUCAGGAGGCGCGGAAGGUCCGGGCGCUGUACGACUUCGAGGCCGCGGAAGACAACGAGCUGACCUUCAAGGCCGGAGAGCUGGUUCUGGUUCUGGACCACAGCGAUUCAAACUGGUGGAAAGGAGAGAACCACCGAGGAGUCGGGCUGUUCCCUUCCAACUUCGUCACCAGCAACCUGAACGCUGAGCCGGAGCCGGAGGCGCUGGUGGAGAAGGUUCCGGGUCCAGCGGAGGCCCCCCAGGAGGCCCCGGCUGAGCCCGAGCCCGUCUGCAUCGACGAGGACAACAUGGACCGGACCCUGGCCCUGCUGCAGAACGCCGACCCCGCAAACCCGGCUCCGGACCCUCAGGAGCUGAUCCAGCUGGAGGGUGCCUGUGAGCAGAUGAACCCCAUGAUCGACGAGCGGCUGCAGGAGAUCGACAGGAAGCACUCUGAGCUGUCUGAGCUGAACCUGAAGGUGCUGGAGGCUCUGGAGCUCUACAACCAGCUGGUGAACGAGGCGCCCUUCUACUCCACCUACUCCAAGACGCAGUUCAGCCAGCAGGGCUACCUGGGCCCCUCCGGCGCCCCCUACCUGCCUCAGGGGCCUCCUGCUCAGCCCUACUCUCUGCCCGGCGACCAGCCCGGCCCGCUGCACUCGCUGCCCCCCAACGCCGCCCAGCCCUACAUGAGCUCCUCCAUGGCCCCUCAGUACCUGAACCCGGCGGUCGGCGCUCCUAACCAGCAGCCGGUGGACAUGCCGGCCUAUCACAGCGCCGCCAUGCCGCUGGGCCCCUACCCAGGCCCCGCCCCCCCUCACCAGGCUCCUCCCCCUCAGCAGCAGGCAUACUACCAGCAGCCUCUGCUGUAGUGUGUGUGUGCGUGUGCGUGUGCGUGUGCGUGUGUGUGCGUGUGCGUGUGUGCGUGUGUGUGCGUGUGCGUGUGCGCGUGCGUGUGCGCGUGCGCGUGCGCGUGCGCUCGUUUGUUCGUUUGUUCAUUCGUUCGUUCGUUCAGCCUGAAGCCAAAAAACAAACAGAACACUGCGUCUGGAGUCUCCUCUUGUCUGUCACUACUUUGUUUCCCAGCUGUCUUUGAACGCACCGCCGGUCUUCAUAGAGGAGGAGGAGUUGUGGUGUUUCAGCCUCAAUCAGGACCAUGUCAUCUGUUUGUACUUCCAUGAGUUGGAGGAGAACCUGAGGCUCGAGCUGCUCCUUGUGGACGCGUGAGCAGGUCUGUGUUGUUGAGCGUCACUCGUUCAUGUCAUUGUUUAUCUGGUGACGUCAUCUUUAUGAUCACUUAUAUUUACUGCUGCGCUCGUCUUUUCUUAUCCGGCUUUUUAUUUUUAUUUCCCAGACAAAAACAUUUAAAAGUUGAUGAACUUUAUUUUGUAAAGCCGAACGUGUCUCCGGGCUUUUAUUGUGAAGGGUUGUAAGUUCCUCCUCCUGAGGUUGUCUAUGUACCGGCUGCACCUUAGUAACAUGCACCACAAGGCCUUGUUCUCCUUCAGGUGGAUGUAUAAUCUGUAUAUUUAAAGAUGAGUUUAAUAAAGAGGAAGAGGAGGAAGAGGAGGAGCUUUUUAACGGACUGUCGAUACUGUUUAAUAAAGAGAUGUGACUGUG